AUGCAGACCACAGAAGGUGUAGCGGAGCAGUCUUCUUGCUAUGUUGAUGAUAAAACAGGGCUCCCAAUCAUGAUCGCGGGGUUGCCAUAUAAGGAUCUUGUUCUCCUACUCACAGCAAUCAACGAGAGUGUUUUACAAUCAGCUCAAGCGACCGCUAGGUUGGAUCCCCUUUCCGUGCCACUUCCUGCAACUCUUCCAGCCCUACCAUCGAUCGAAGUGGGCCAUUGGCCGGCACCAAACCUGCCUCCGCCGUUGACCACCGUCGCUCCUGCCUUCCUUAGCCCGGUGAAGCAGGCGCCAAUCUCCUGGGCGUAUGUGGCAAAGCGGUCAUCGCUGCCUGAAGGAAUCUGUCGAACCGUUUGGGGCCGGUUGCAGGAGUCAGUAGGUCUCUGCACAAGCACGAGUAGCACUUCUACACAAGAUCACUCUUUGGUUAGAAUGCGCCAGCCUGGGCUUUCAGCACUAGGGGGACCGGGCGUACUCGAACCAUACAGACACUCGUUACUGUCUUCUGGGCGGACAAAGAUUUCAGUCUCCACCGCCCCUCCCACAAUCGGAGCACAACCUAAACCUGUAGUACCAGAGAUAUUGCAAAAGAAGAGGUUUUCAGAGGCGGAGGACCGACUGCUCCUGAUGGCACUUCUCCUCCAUGACGGAAAUUAUGAGCUUAUUCAAAGCAAAUACUUUCCCUUCUAUCAACUUAAUUACGUGAAAUCACGCUAUACAGCCACGCUCAAGAAGCAUGCUAUGACUAAUGCAGGUUUAGUCAAGGCUAGCGAUCUAAAGAGCAUACUCAGUGAAAAGUCUGGCACCAAGAUCCAGCUGGAGCUUUUAUAUCUAUUCCCAUGGUUGAAGUCGGCCCACAUCACAGAGGAUCUCCUGAUAGAUACUGCUAGAAAGAUAGGCUGCCUUCCAUAUCGAUAA
Giardia duodenalis is the source of this 924-nucleotide messenger RNA. RefSeq lists its product as uncharacterized. The transcript has a single exon. The record is from RefSeq and is a predicted model, not a curated record. The coding region runs from base 1 to 924 and encodes 307 amino acids. Lineage: Eukaryota; Fornicata; Diplomonadida; Hexamitidae.